AUGUCUCAUGAUCAUGCCCAUCUCACCCCCAUCUCGCCUGAUUCCUUGUACAAUAAUAGUAAGAACGUGAAUGAUAUGGCCAUGCACAUGACCUUUUUUUGGGGCAAAGAUGUGUUGGUUCUGUUUAAUGGGUGGCCAAACGGACGCCUUGGCAUGUACAUACUGGCUCUGGCCUUUGUGUUCUUGCUAGCGGUGGCGGUUGAAAUCUUGGCGACGGUGCCUGUAAAGCCAAGGAUGAGUCCUUUGAGUGGUGGGUUGUUUGAGGCGGCUGUUUAUGCUGUUCGUAUGGCUCUUGCUUACUCGAUCAUGCUUUCUGUCAUGUCCUUCAACGUCGGGAUUUUCAUUGUGGCGGUGGCUGGCCACGCCGUUGGGCGUUUUAUCGUCAAGCACCGUGCGAUUGCGGCGGUUUAUAUGGCUGCGAACGACGUUCCUAAAGUUUAG
Fraxinus pennsylvanica is the source of this 441-nucleotide messenger RNA. NCBI's taxonomy places the organism in Eukaryota, Viridiplantae, Streptophyta, Magnoliopsida, Lamiales, Oleaceae. The record is from the annotation of a GenBank genome assembly.